AUGGCGACGACAGCGGGCACUCGCCGGAGUCCCAGUGGCGGUGCGCUGUGCUGGGCCGCCGCACCUGUCGCUGCGGUGCGCUUCGGACGCUGGGCGCCUCCGCGUGCGCACUCCUGGACACCCAGGCGUACGUACCCGACAUGGAGCCUGAGCUUGGUCCGAAGCGCUCGCUGGUGCCUGCUCCGAGGCCGCCGCGCACAAGCAUGUGGUGCUGCCGUCAUGUCUGCGGCGGAGGGCUCGUCUCCGUCGAGUGCUGUCCGGGAAAGCGCGUCGUCACAUCCUGCAGGUCGCGCAAUAUCGGACGCGGGUGUCAUUGGCCUUGCGGUCAUGGGUCAGAACUUUGCACUGAACCUAGCGUCGCACGGCUGGCGAGUCUCUGUGUACAAUCGAACGUAUGCGCGGACGGCGGAGACUGUUGAGCGGGCGCAGCGGGAGCUCGCGGCAGAUGACACGACAGCCAGCGGGAGCGUUACCGGCUUUGCGGACCUGCGGUCGUUUGUGGUUUCGCUGAAGCGUCCGCGGCGGGUAUUCCUGCUGGUGAAGGCGGGGAGCGCAGUCGACGCAACCGUCGAGGCGCUGGCUGAGGUUCUGGAGCCGGGCGACAUCAUCGUGGACGGCGGCAACGAGUGGUACGAGAAUACGGAGCGACGUGCUGCGUCUGUCGCGGCACGCGGCCUCCUGUACGUAGGCAUGGGCGUAAGCGGUGGCGAGGAGGGUGCGCGCUACGGGCCUUCCCUGAUGCCGGGCGGUUCACGGGAGGCGUACCAGCAGCUUGCGCCGCUGCUGGAGCAGGUUGCGGCGCAGGUGCCCGGCUCUGGGCCGUGCGUUACCUACAUUGGGCCGGGCGGCUCGGGGAACUAUGUGAAGAUGGUGCACAACGGGAUCGAGUACGGCGAUAUGCAGCUGAUCGGCGAGGCAUACGACCUGCUUCGGGGUGCCGUUGGCUUGGAUGCGAUGGCGGCUGCGGAAGUAUUUGCCUCGUGGAACGCGGGCGCCCUGCAAAGCUUCCUCGUGGAGAUUACCGCGCGCAUUCUACGCGUGCCUGACACGUCUUCGUCGGCAGCGUCGGCGCCAGCGCUCGUAGACCAAAUCCUCGACCGGAGUGAGAGCAAGGGCACUGGCCUGUGGACGAUGACGGAGGCACUGCGGCGGGGCGUGGCGGUGCCGACCAUCGCUGCCGCGCUCGACGGGCGCUUCCUCUCAGCGCGGAAGGACGAGCGCGAGCGUGCGUCGCGGGUGCUCCGCGGACCCGAGCGGCUCUCGGGUACGGGGCACGCCUCCGAGUUGGCGGCCGCCGGUGCCUCACCCGGAGCCGCUGGCGGUGUAGCUGAAACUGGACCGGACACAGCUCCCGAGCGUGUCGCCGCCCUAGCGUCUGGCUCUGUACGAGCGUCGGCGUCGACGUCGCGUUCGGAUGCAUCGGCGGAGCGAGCGUUGAUCGCUGCUAUUGAGGACGCACUCUUCUGCAGCAAGCUCUGUAGCUACGCGCAGGGUCUCAGUCUGCUGCAGCGAGCGAGCGGCGAGCAGGGCUGGUCGCUGGAUCUCGGGGAGCUUGCGCGCAUCUGGAAGGGCGGCUGCAUUAUUCGGGCACAGCUGCUUGAGCGGAUCGAGGGCGCUUUUCGACGAGACCCCAGCCUGCCGAAUCUGCUGCUGGACGCUGACCUGGCUGCGGAGAUUGGACGUCGCCACGAGAGCUGGAGGCGUGUUGUCGGGCUGGCGGCAUCGCUGGGUGUGCCGGCGCCGGCGCUGACCGCGAGCCUUUCGUACUACGACACGUAUCGACAGGCGGUGCUGCGCUCAAGCCAGCUGGUUCAGGCCCAGCGGGAUUGCUUCGGCUCGCACGGCUACGAGCGUCUGGACGAUCCGGGGCGGCGGUGGCACACGCGCUGGCUCAGCGGUGGCGACUCGGCGGAGGUCUCGAGCUAG
This is a messenger RNA of Cyanidioschyzon merolae strain 10D, 1926 nucleotides long. RefSeq names its product 6-phosphogluconate dehydrogenase. Lineage: Eukaryota; Rhodophyta; Bangiophyceae; Cyanidiales; Cyanidiaceae. Bases 1 to 1926 code for a protein of 641 amino acids. Gene Ontology annotation, molecular function: NADP binding; phosphogluconate dehydrogenase (decarboxylating) activity. Gene Ontology annotation, biological process: pentose-phosphate shunt, oxidative branch; pentose-phosphate shunt. The transcript has a single exon. Gene Ontology annotation, cellular component: cytosol. The record is from RefSeq and is a predicted model, not a curated record.